AUUCAUUGCAGUGUUUUUUGUACACCAGAAAGUAACAUUUCAAUUCCAUUUUAACGGUUCUCAAAAUGCGCGCGCUUCACAAAUUUCUUUGGCUUUUGGUGGCAUUUACAGUUUCACCAACACUAAUACUUGCACGUCCCAGUGAUGAGCUCGCCUCGCGUCUCGCAUUUCUCGUAAUGGAUCCAGCGAAUGAUGAACGUUUCAAUGAAAUCGAACAUUCUGGCAUGGGUGAGAUUUACUAUCCCGAGACGACGAUGUUCGAAAAACAGCGGCAACUCGGCAAAAAUAUACUUCCGAACUUGAAUGUGACAACCAGUAAGCCGGAUGACAGCGAAGAACCGACGGAAGACAAGAGAAGUUUAAUGCGUUCGAUGCUUACUUCGGUGUUCAAUUUUAUGCAGCGCUUUAUCCUAUGAUUACGAGAGUAGUGCGACUUCAAAUUCAUCAUAUUUUACACUCUCUGUUUUUGUUUUUUGCGUACUUUUCUACAUGCGAAUUUCGUGCGUGCGUGAAGUUGAAAAUAAAGUACAUAACAUACAUACGUGUGGAUGUAUGUAUGUAUGUAUAUACUAUCGUAAAUACGUACUAUGUAAUGCGUAUAUGAAUAAGAUUUAUAUGUCAGUGUUGAAGUGCAAAUCAGCCACUUAUAAGUGGAAAAUAAAAUUUUAUUAUGUUUUUUAUUACUUAGAA
Molecule: messenger RNA, 690 nt
Organism: Anastrepha ludens (Mexican fruit fly)
Lineage: Eukaryota; Metazoa; Arthropoda; Insecta; Diptera; Tephritidae
Exons: 2
Coding region: 66-416 (116 amino acids)
Source: RefSeq, a predicted model, not a curated record